Molecule: messenger RNA, 1067 nt
Organism: Diachasma alloeum
Lineage: Eukaryota; Metazoa; Arthropoda; Insecta; Hymenoptera; Braconidae
Exons: 4
Coding region: 18-707 (229 amino acids)
Molecular function (GO): nucleic acid binding; zinc ion binding
Source: RefSeq, a predicted model, not a curated record
AUGAUCUACCACUGUUCAUGCCGAGAGACAAGCCAGAGGAGAGUCGAUUUUUCCCUCUUAUUAAUGCUGGUGAGAUGAAGGUUUCAGAGAAUGGUGAGGAAAGUGAGGUGAGAGAACUAAAUGGCGAGAAUGUUGGGGAGAAGGCAAGCGGACAGACAGAAACCAAUAAGACUUCUGAUGCAUUAAUUGAGACUAUGAACAAAGUAUCAGAAAGACUGGAGGCCCAGGAGAGUAAGUUGAGUGAGCUUCUUACAGCAGUGCACGGUUUCUGUGCCGCUUCGAGUAAGUCGACAGAACAGAUUGUUGAGUUGUUGAAAUUAACUAGAAAGGAACAACGCGCAAGGAAUGAUAUGAAAGACUGGAUGGAAAAAAUGCAGGAGAAUUAUCAGAUACAACUGACAAAUGUGGCCAGGGCUGUUCAAACUCUUGAUCAGAUUUGUGAGGAUAAUAUUCACAGGAGAGAUGAGGAUGAGGCAGCAAAGAAUCAGAUGGGUGCUGAUAAAAAGAAAGAGAUGAGAGCAGCAAACCUUGCUACGCCAAAUAUUCCAAGGUGCUGUGAGUGUCAGACAUUUGGACACUAUGGGAACGAAUGUCCAAACCCUGGACAGGGCAUCAGGUCCUACAAGUGCAAUGAGUUGGGAAACCACAUUGCAAAAUUUCGUCCUCGUCGAAAGAAUGAUCGGUCGGGUUAUUCAAAAGGAAAGUGAAUGACCUGAGGAAAAGAGUGGUGAGCAAAGGAUACAUGACGAAAUACUGAUACAAGACGAGACAAUGGAAACUUAACAUUAAAAUAAUAUUGAAUCUGUUAUUGAGAGUUGAUAUGUUAAGCUUAUGUAAUUAAGAAACACUGACAUAUUUAGUUUGUAAGAGUUGAAAAAGUUGCCAUAGUGAGUUUAUAAAAGUAUUACAAAGGCAAUGCAACUAGUAUUAUAAAGGUGAAAUCAAAAGAGGAUUUAAAGGUCAGACUCGACGGAGAGAUUGGACUGAGAAGAGAAAACUCCGAAAUAGUCGAGAGGGAGUGUUGAAAAUGUAGAUCGCCUACUCUGCGUUCUCUCUUACCGCCAUGA